AUAAUUUUGCUGUAUUUAUAUCGAAAAUCUCCUCAACAAUCGAAAAAUGGACCAAUAUUUUUGAUGAUUGGUGGAGAAACGCCAGUGGAACGAACCUGGCUCACUAAUGAAGAAUUACCAUAUAUAAAAUUAGCCGAAAAAGUUAAUGCAAGCAUUUACCUGCUUGAGCAUCGUUUCUAUGGAAGAAGCAGGCCAAUUGAGGAUUUAUCCAUAAUAAAUUUGAAGUAUUUAAAUGCGAAACAAGCUAUUCACGAUAUCGAAUCAUUCGUCGAACAAAUAAAUCGUAGAGAAAAAUUGAAUGAUCCGAAAUGGAUCGCUUUUGGUGGAAGUUAUUCAGGUUACGAUAGGCCAUUUUUUUGCGAAUAA
Messenger RNA from Dracunculus medinensis (Guinea worm), 366 nucleotides. Lineage: Eukaryota; Metazoa; Nematoda; Chromadorea; Rhabditida; Dracunculidae. The record is from the annotation of a GenBank genome assembly.